AUGCAGAAGACGGUCGUUAUCCUUGGUGCAGGCUGGGCCGGGCUUCCCUUGGCGCACAAGCUCUUGAAGUACACGACACCCAAGGUCCCCAAACUCAAAGUCAUUCUCGUAUCGCCAAAUUCACACUUCUUCUGGAACGUUGCCGCUUCUCGCGCCAUCUUGCCAAAACAAAUCCCCGAUGAUCAGGUCUUCAUCCCAAUACAACCUGCCUUUGAGAGGUACGCACAGGAGAACUUUGAGUUUAUUCUCGGCAGGGCGGAAAACGUGGAUCUGCAAGCGAGUACUGUCACCCUCGUUAUCGCCACCGGGUCCCGACUCGCCGGAAACACACCGUUCAAGCUACUUGGCAGUCACGAGACAACGAUUACUGCGUGGCACAAAAUGAGGGAGCAGGUGGAACAUGCCAAAUCUAUCAUCAUUUCCGGAGCGGGCCCCACAGGGGUGGAAUUUGCAGGGGAGCUGGCAGCCUUGUACGGAUCGUCGAAAACCAUCACCCUCAUCAUUAGUGGGGACGAGCCGCUCGAGGGAGCCCUUGCGGUUAGGGUCACCAAUACCGAAGAAGUAGCGCCCGCAGGUCCGGUUGAGGUAACCCUCACCGAUGGGUCCACUAUCAAGGCGGAUAUGUACGUACCAUUUCAUGGCGCCAAAGUCAACUCGGCGUUUAUCCCAGAUGAAUUACUCGACCCUACCGGUAGCAUCAAGGUGGACAAGAGCCUCAAAGUGGAAAACACCCGGAAUUUAUGGGCCAUCGGAGACGUAGGCAACGCCGAACCCAAGCAGUUAACUCCAUACCGGCCAAUGGAAAAGAAGAUGUUGUUUAUUGCUCUCGGAAAGAAACUAGCAUCCGGGCAUAUCGGAUCAUGGAGGCUCUUUGGCCUCAUCGUCUCUUACGUCAAAGGUAGAAAACUAUUCGUGGAUACCGCAGAGGGGUAUGUUCAAGGCAAGCAUCUGCGCCAUGCCGCGAUGUAA
This is a messenger RNA of Parascedosporium putredinis, 969 nucleotides long. The record is from the annotation of a GenBank genome assembly. NCBI's taxonomy places the organism in Eukaryota, Fungi, Ascomycota, Sordariomycetes, Microascales, Microascaceae.